Molecule: messenger RNA, 394 nt
Organism: Drosophila yakuba
Lineage: Eukaryota; Metazoa; Arthropoda; Insecta; Diptera; Drosophilidae
Gene: Eig71Eb
Exons: 3
Coding region: 16-303 (95 amino acids)
Source: RefSeq, a predicted model, not a curated record
AGUACGAAAGUCACGAUGUCGAAGAUUUCUCUGUUUAUUGCUUUUAUUUGCCUUAUCGUUAUUGUUCAGGCACAAAACGAUAGAGAAAUUUGUCGGCGAAUUGUUGCCAGAUGCGAGUCAAGGGUUUUGAGAAAUGGAAGAAACAACGAUAUUUCGAAUAUUUUCAAUGAGAACUGUCGGCGAACCCAUAGAAAUUGGCGCGAAAUCUCCCGAUGCGAACUCGCAAAAGCCAAUUGCAUAUUGACCCUUGAACGAUGUGAUACCGUGUCCUGCGAGAAUGUCCGGCGAGUCCUUGCCCAAUAAAAUUCCGGGACCAGAUUCGGAUGACAUGUAAAAAACAAAAAAAAUGUAAUUCUGCAAUUAAAAAUAAAUACUUCGAUGCUCUCUACUAAAA